Musa acuminata AAA Group (dessert banana) is the source of this 757-nucleotide messenger RNA. RefSeq lists its product as uncharacterized. Bases 16 to 621 code for a protein of 201 amino acids. Gene Ontology annotation, biological process: endoplasmic reticulum to Golgi vesicle-mediated transport; intracellular protein transport. Gene Ontology annotation, cellular component: endoplasmic reticulum membrane; endoplasmic reticulum. NCBI's taxonomy places the organism in Eukaryota, Viridiplantae, Streptophyta, Magnoliopsida, Zingiberales, Musaceae. The record is from RefSeq and is a predicted model, not a curated record. The transcript is spliced from 2 exons.
GGUGUAGAACGCGUAAUGAAGAGGAAAAGAGACGUUCCGACUUCGCUCUCGGUUUUGGCAUCCUACCUUAACAUAUCUAUUACUUCCCUCUCGGUUUUGGCAUCCUACCAUACUAUAUCUAUGCAUGGAUUCGAUCCUGCCAUUGAGACUUCGAAGCUGCGCCUUCUUCCUCGCGCUGGGAUUGGACUAGGGGGGAAGAAGAUGAUCCAGCUGCUGUUCACGGUGCUGGUGGCGGAGGCGGCGGCGACGGCGGGGCUCCUCUUCAACACUCCGCUCCGCAAGCUCCUCAUCCUCGGCCUAGACCGCCUCAAGCGCGGCCGUAGCACCGUCAUGGUGAAGACGCUGGCCGCCACCGCCGUGCUCGUCCUCGCCUCUAGCAUCUACAGCAUGGCUGAGAUCCGACUCCGCUUCGCCGAGCUCGGGGCCCCCACGCCCACCGACCAGAUUCUCAUGAGCCGCCACCUCCUCGAAGCCUCCCUCCUGGGUUACUCCCUUUUCCUCGCUCUAAUAAUCGACCGUCUCCACCUCUACAUCGGAGAACUGCAUGGGCUAAGAAAUAGCAUGAAGGCUGUGAUGAAGCAAAACAGGGUCAUAGGGACAGCUAAAACUGGGAGUUCCUGAAGAAUCUUUAGCAUCAGAUGUGGCAAAUUGUUCCGCUUGUAUAUAUCAUGCCAUUACAACCAACUGUUUGAUAAAAUGCCCUCUUGUUGUUUUACCUAAUGAAGUGAUUCAAAUGCUUACACGCUGUUAGAUAGUA